UCCUCAUUGGUUGAAUACUAUAAGCAAAACAAAAAGAAUUUUGUGUGGAAAAAUAUAAUUUUAUUGCUCGGUUUUCAUCCGGUUGCUGUGUUCGGUUUGUUCGUGAUACUGAGAGGUUCCGCGAAAUUUCAUACUGUGAUUUUUAAUUAUGUUGUCGGUGUUUUGGCUUUUUCCAGUUUAACCAUAGGAGCCCAUCGCCUUUGGUCUCAUCGUUCAUUUAAAGCUCGCUGGCCACUGAGACUGAUGUUAGUGGUUUUUAACUUUUUUCUAUAUGAGAAUCCAAUUAUCCAUUGGGCUCGCGAUCACCGGACACAUCACAAAUUCACCGAGACGGACGCCGAUCCUCAUGACCCCAGACGAGGACUUUUCUUUGCCCACAUGGGAUGGGCGAUGCUCAAAAAGAAACGUGAAGUACUCGAAAAGGGCAGGGGUAUAGACCAAUCAGAUUUACAUGCCGAUCCGAUACUCAAAUGGCAAGAGAGAUACUACAUGUGGUUCAUGCCUCUGGGAACCUUUAUUCUUCCAACCGUUGUGCCUAUGUACUUUUGGAAUGAAACCUUGACUAAUGCUUAUUGUGUCAACAUUCUACGAUAUUUGGUGUGUCUUCAUAUGCAUGGUUUAGUUAAUUCGGUGGCGCAUACUUAUGGGGACCGACCUUAUGACAAGUUCAUCGGGCCUGCAGACGGCUUCAGCGUUUCGGCGCUUACACUUGGCGAAGGCCUGCACAAUUUCCACCACACGUUCCCUUGGGACUACCGAAGUGCCGAACUCGGAGUGUUCUGCUUCAAUUUCACUAAAAGCUGUAUAGACUUUUUUGCUAUGAUCGGAUGGGCCUACGAUUUGAAAGCCACCACACAGGAUAUGAUUAGGGCAAGGGCGGCACGUACCGGUGACGGGUCUUCCAAGCAUGUUUGGGGCUGGGGCGAUAGAGAUCAAACAGCUGAAGAUCAUAAAGGAACCGUCAUUAUUAAUUAGGAGUAUUUAUUUUUGUCUAAAACCUGAUGCUUUCUUGAUAAGUGAUAAGCUUGUAACUGUGAUAUUAUUAUUAUAAAUGCAUUUAUAACCUUUAUAAAUAAAUACUAUGCCUAACAAAACGUAAACAAAGAAUCUCCGCAUAUUUUUGCUUUUCAAGUCCUAAAAAGUACGUUUUAUUUGCUGAAACUAGUGAGAGAAGAUUCCUUAACAAUCAUAGAGGUGAGUCACUCAGAAAUUUUCCCGAUUGUUAUUUUUUGACUCAAAAAAGGGAAAUAAACCCUGAAAUUAUUUCUGAAAAUUGACCUUUGGACUCUACCUGACUUUGCCGCAUUCGAAAAAUCCGAACGAUG
Molecule: messenger RNA, 1325 nt
Organism: Ceutorhynchus assimilis (cabbage seed weevil)
Lineage: Eukaryota; Metazoa; Arthropoda; Insecta; Coleoptera; Curculionidae
Source: the annotation of a GenBank genome assembly